Epinephelus lanceolatus (giant grouper) is the source of this 7882-nucleotide messenger RNA. RefSeq names its product protein tyrosine phosphatase receptor type B, like (gene ptprbl). Gene Ontology annotation, biological process: peptidyl-tyrosine dephosphorylation involved in inactivation of protein kinase activity; angiogenesis. The record is from RefSeq and is a predicted model, not a curated record. Gene Ontology annotation, cellular component: signaling receptor complex. Gene Ontology annotation, molecular function: protein tyrosine phosphatase activity; cadherin binding. Lineage: Eukaryota; Metazoa; Chordata; Actinopteri; Perciformes; Serranidae.
CCUCCUCCACCAUGUCCUCUUCUUCCUCCUCCUCCUCCUCCUCCUCCUUCUCCUCCUCCUCCACUAUGUCUUCUUCUUCCUCCUCUUCCUCCUCCACCAUGUCCUCCUCCUCUAUUAGAAAUGAUCCUGAGUCUGAAACUGCAGCUGUGACACUGGUGUCCUCCACAGUUUUUGGCGUCACCUCUAAGGUCACUGCUGAUGUCACCACAGAGGUCACCACCACCUCUGAGGUGACCUCUGGUGCUAACGUUGGUUCAUCUGCUGUUUCUGACACAACUUGUACAACUACUAACAACAACCUUUCACCUGCAUCCACCAGCACUACAUCUCCUCCUAUGACCACACCUCCUCCUACAACGAUAACCCCUCCUACAACUAUCCCUCCACCUACAACUACCCCUCUUCCUACAACUGCUCGCAUACCUUCAACAGCAGAUAAGACCUCUACAUCCAUCAUGGAGACACAGCCACCAUCCACCCCUCCACCUCCAUCCACCAUUUCCCAGACUCCGUCCACAGUCACCUCGACACUGCCAACGCUCUCUACAGUUCAUACAACACUCUCAGUGAGCACCACGAUGUCUCCAACAGCCGGGGCAGUGCCUCCUGGAUGGCUCACCACCUCAACUCUAACAGUCCCACCUACAAGUCCAACAAACACUCCUACGACGACAACCACGCCCACUACCACACCUACAACAACAGAAAGUGCAGCCAUGACAACAACCAUCAAGACCACUCAACCCACAACCACAACCAGUAUGACACCUGUUGCUACAACAACAGCCAGAACAACCACAGCUGCUCCUCCUCCUCCAACUACACCUGCACCUACGACUUCAGGAUCAACCACCUCUUCACCUGCCUCCCUCUGCUCUGUAAACUUCACGGACAUCAGCUCGACUUCUAAUUCUGUCGUGGUGACGUUCAUCACCGCCGGCCUGUCCUGUGACUUCAGCCUGUCCACUGACAACGCAUCCCAGCCUCAGCCUGCUCACUGUGACCCGGAUGGAGAGAACAGCAGCAGCUUCACCUGUCACAUCACGGGACUGGAUCCUGGGACUCUGUACGGUUUAACGGUCAUCUCCAGGACUGAUGGAGAGAGGAGCGAUGCGUCUGUGCGCACAGAGCCGGUCGGUCCAGCCUGGUUGGACGUCCAGCUGGACAAGCUUCAGCCUGAGUACAGAAGCCAGUCUGUGGUUCACAGAGGUGCUCCAGGUUUGCGGGUGUCCUGGUCUCGUUCUGCUGGUCAUGUGGACUGGUAUGAUGUGACUCUGGCAGACUCCAGCUCCAGAUCCACCCGCAGGACCAGAAUCAUGGAUUCUGCAGCUCCCCAGUCUGGUUUCAUCUCCCUGGUCCCUGGGACUCUGUACACCAUCAGCGUGGUGGCUACAGCCGGGAACAAGAGUGCUCCACCUGUUCAGAGGACAGCAGCUACAGCUCCGUCCCCUGUCCGCAGCCUCCAGGUGGCGUCCUUGUCCGCAGACAGCCUCAGUGUCUCCUGGCAGGUCGGUCCGGGCAGAGCUGAGCAGUUCAGGGUUCUGCUGACAGAUCAGGAAGCCGUUCUGUUGAAGAACAUCACUCUGCCAAACUCAGUGACCUCCGCUGAGCUGGACAGCCUGCAGCCAGGAACUCUGUACAACGUCACCGUGGUAACGGAGGCUGUCGGCCUGCAGAGCUCUGCCUCCAUACAGGCUGUCACAGUCCCAGCACUGGUCUCAGAUCUGCAGCUGGACAACAAUGGCAGCUCAGACAGUCUGCAGGCCUCCUGGCUGUCACCUGAAGGAGGUGUGGACGCCUACCUGGUGACCCUGACCGCUGUGGGGUGGACGCCACAGGAGCGCCUCCUGCCUGCCAACAUCACUCAGGUGGUGUUUGAGGGUCUGACCCCCGGUCGCAGCUACCAGCUGUGUGUAAAGACCAUGGCUGGAGGACGGAGCUCAGAGACCAGGACUAGUGGGAGGACAGUCCCUCAGCCGGUGUCGUCUCUCUCCAUGACGCCUCUGGGUAAUGGCAGGACACUGAUGCUCAGCUGGACACCCCCCAGAGGAGACUGGGAGAACUACAGCAUCCUGCUGAGGAACAGCUCAGAGGUUCUGGUGAACCGGACCAUCAGUAAACCUAGCAGACAGCACGCCUUCUCCACCUUCGGCCUCGGCCUGGUGCCGGGUCGACUCUACGGGGCAGAGGUCACGGUUCACAGUGGCAGUCUGAGUAACACGGUGCGCUGCGAAGGACGACUGGCCCCUCGUCCCGUGCAGCAGCUGCUCAUCCGUCACACUGAUGACACCACUCUGAGUGUCAAGUGGAGUCGACCAGUCGGUGAGUGGGACGACUUCACUGUAGUCGUCAUAGAGGCGGACCCCGCCACCGUCGUGGCUCAGAGGAUUCUCCCCUGGGACGCUAGAGACUGCACCUUUAACAUCCUCACCUCAGGACGCCUGUACACCGUCACCGUGACAACCAACUCUGGCAAUCUGACCAGCUCUGCCUCUGUGACCGCACGGACCAGUCCGGCUCAAGUCACCACGCUGCAGGUCUCUAACCUCGGCAGCACCGACAGCCUGCAGACGCAGUGGGAGCGAGCCUCCGGAGACCUGGACUCGUACCGUGUCCUGCUGGUCCAUGACAGCAGUGUCAUCAAGAACGAGAGCGUGGAGGCUGAUGCCACCAGCAUCACCUUCCACACUCUGAGACCCGGAGCUCUCUACAAGGUGGUGUUAACCACCAUCAGAGCCGGACAGAUCUCCAGACAGGCUGUGGCAGAGGGCCGCACCGUCCCAGCUGCAGUGGGUGAGGUCACAGUCAGUAACAACGGUCGCAUGGACUUCCUGAGUGUGUCGUGGCGUGCGGCUCCAGGUGACGUGGACAGUUAUCUGGUGACGCUGAGUGACCACCAGAAGACACUUCACACUGUCUCUGUCUCUAAAUCCAGUCCAGAGUGUGUGUUUAACUCUCUGGUGUCCGGACGUCUCUACAACAUCUCCAUCACCUCCCGCAGCGGUACCUACCUGAACCACACCUUCAUCCAGGAGAGAACACAGCCGUCGCAGGUCCAGAACCCGACAGCAACCCACUCUGCUCGUGACGACUACCUGAAGGUGUACUGGCGUCAUGCCGCUGGAGACUUUGACUUCUACCAGGUGUUCAUCAAACACAACAACAUGUUCCUGCAAAACAAGACGGUUCUAAAGACGCAGAACGAGUGUGUGUUUACCUGCCUGGUGCCCGGCAGACUCUACACGGUGCUGGUGAGCACCUGGAGCGGGAAGUAUGAAACCAGCGCCUCCACCCACGGCAGGACCUUCCCAGCGGCGGUCCGGUCCCUGGCUUUAGCUGGACAGGGUACCGAGGACCUGCGGGUGACGUGGUCCUCUCCUCCGGGUGACGUGGAUCACUACGAGGUGCAGCUGCUGUUCAACGACAUGAAGGUGUUUCCCCCGAUCACUCUUGGCAGUGGUGUGGACGAAUGUGUGCUGUCAUCGCUCACACCUGGACGGCUCUACAAGAUCCUGGUUUCCACCUUCAGCGGACCCAACCAGAAGGCCCAGUUCAUCGAGGGCCGCACAGUUCCCAGUAAAGUGAAGAACAUCCACGUCAGUAACAGCGGAGACAGCAGCAGUCUGAAGGUGAGCUGGACUCCCGGUCAGGGCGAUGUGGACGGAUACUCGGUGUUCCUUUACCGACAGGACAGACAGCUGGACGUCCGGCCCGUCCUCAAACACCACAACGAGGUGAUGUUUGGCUCCCUGCAGCCUGGACAGAUGUACAGAGUGACGGUUCAGUCUGUGAGCGGAGAGCUGCUCAACAACAACACGGCCACAGGACGCACAGUUCCCUCUGCAGUGACGGGUCUCCAGGUGGAGGACCUCCACUCCACCUGCAGCCUGCAGGUGAGCUGGCAGGAAGCUCUGGGUGUGUCUGACGGAUACGUCCUGCAGGUUCUGGAUGAACGAGGAAGUCUGGUGACAAACUCCUCUCAGCUGUCCGGACACACCAGGUGCAGGUUCGACGGCCUCACCCCGGGCAAGAAGUAUAGAGUCCUGGUUCAGACCACCAGCGGAGGGGUCCACAGCGUAGGGGUCAGCGCUGAGGCUCAGACACGUCCUGCCGCCGUCACUGAUCUCUCCGUCAAAGCCAACACCACCACCAGUCUGUCCUUCAGCUGGUCCCCACCUGACGGAGAGUUCGACCUUUAUGAGAUGUUCUUGUACAAGAGUGACGACGCGCUGCAGGAGAAACGGCGUGGACAGCCCAGCAGUCAGCAGUGCUCCUUCCAGGGUCUCAGACCUGGAGCUCCGUACAGGAUGGUGGUGGUGACCCACAGCGGAGAGCAGAGCAACCAGUCAGCUGUCUGGGCCAGGACAGUCCCUGCAGCUGUGGUGUCUCUGAAGGCUCACACUGGAAACCAGUCUGAUGCUCUGCGGGUGAACUGGGAUCAUGGCGGUGGUGAUUUGAGCGGAUACCUGCUGUUUCUCUACAACCCUGACGGCUCUCAGCGGGCCGAAAAGAAGCUGGGCUCAGAGGUCACAGAGUUUGUCUUCUUAGGCCUGGUACCGGGUCGACUGUACCGGGCCGAGGUGCUGAGUGUCAGCGGAGAACUUACCAACAGAGCCAGCACACUGGGAAGGACUGCUCCCAAACCUCCCACCUCCUUCCUGUUCGCGGGGAUCACCAACACCUCCCUGGAGAUCACCUGGAGCGGCCCCAUCGACUCCGACUAUGACGACUUUGACCUGCAGUGGACCCCUCGGGACCGACUGUCCGUUAUCAACCCGUACCACAGCCGAACCUCUGGCAGCCGCAUCCUGAGAGGGAUGUUCCCCGGACGACUCUACACUUUCAGCCUCCGCAGUGUCAGCGGGGCCACGCAGCCCGGGGCCACACCCACCUAUAGCACACCCAUCUACAAAAGCAUCCGGACCAAACCGGAGCGAGUCCACAGCCUCCACUGUCGUCCUCAGAGCUCCACCUCCAUCUCCUGCUCCUGGGGGCCCCCUGAGGCUGACUACGACUCCUACACCAUUGAGUGUCUCCACCAGGACUCCCAGGUGCUGGUCUACUCCAGACGCACCGGCAGAGACUCCACCUCCUACCUCAUCACCCAGCUGGAGCCCCACAAACGCUACACCAUCUCCGUUAAGGUGAUCUCCAACCAGACGACCAGUGAGGAGGCUCAGUACAGCGUGGUCACCAUGAUCGACCGUCCUCCGGUGCCCCCCCUCAGUACACGAGUCAGUGACAAGUCUGCUGUGGUCAGCAAGUCCUCCAUCUUCUUCAGGUUUAACUGCAGCUGGUUCAGUGAUGUGAACGGAGCCAUCAAGUUCUUCACUGUGGUGGUGACGGAGUCUGAAGGUGCUGAUGAAGAGCAGCCGGACCAGCAGCACCCUCUGCCCUCGUACCUGGAGUAUAAAUCCAACAGCUCCAUUAAAUCCUACCAGACCAGUUACUUCCCCAGUCGUUGCACCGAGGGCCCUGACAGCAGCUCUCACAGCUUUGACAUCACUGUGGGGACGGGGAUGGACUCACUGGGGGGCUCCUGUGAGCGCACAGACCUGGAUCCAGAGACCAGCAGAGACCGAAACCAUUUCUGUGACGGACCGCUAAAACCUAAAACUGCCUACAGGCUCAGUGUUCGAGCGUUCACUCAGCUGUUUGAUGAGGAGAAUAAAGACUUCAGCAGUCCGCUGUACAGUGACACUUACCUGUCAUUACCUGUGGUCACUGAGCCAGAACCUCUGAGCGGUGUGAUCGAAGGAAUCAGUGCUGGCAUGUUCCUCGUCCUCAUGGUGGUGGGAGUCACCGCUCUGCUGGUCUGCAGACAGAAGGCUCGCAAAGUGGUUCAGGAGAGAGCGACGGUCAGGAUGAAUGUGAGGAGAGAAAGAUCGACAUCAGGAGUCCACCUGGGAGUCAGAGGCAACCGCCGAGUCUCAAGCCCCAUCAAGGUCCUGAACUUUGACUUUCACUACAACAAACUGCAGGCCGACUCCAACUACCUGCUGUCAGAGGAGUACGAGGAUCUGAAGGACGUCGGUCGCAAUCAGCCACUGGACUCGGCUCUGCUGCCGGAGAACCGUGGCAAGAACCGUUACAACAACAUCCUGCCCUACGACUCGACGAGGGUGAAGCUGUCUUACGUGGAUGAUGAUCCAUGCUCUGACUACAUCAAUGCCAGCUACAUGCCUGGGAAUAACUUCCGGCGGGAGUACAUCGCCACGCAGGGUCCUCUGCCGGGAACUAAAGAUGAUUUCUGGAAGAUGGUUUGGGAGCAGAAUGUCCACAACAUGGUGAUGGUCACUCAGUGUGUGGAGAAAGGAAGGGUUAAGUGUGACCACUACUGGCCCUUUGAUCACGACCCUCUGUACUACGGAGACCUGAUCGUCCAGAUGUUGUCGGAGUCUGUCCUUCCUGAGUGGACCAUACGAGAGUUCAGCAUCUGCAGCGAGGAGCAGCUAAGCUUCACUCGGCUGGUCCGUCAGUUUCACUACACAGUGUGGCCGGAUCACGGCGUCCCAGAGACCACGCAGUCCCUCAUCCAGUUCGUCCGGACUGUUCGGGAUUACGUCAACAGAAGUCCUGGAUCGGGACCGACUGUGGUCCACUGCAGUGCUGGAGUGGGUCGUACGGGAACCUUCAUCGUUCUGGAUCGAGUUCUGCAGCAGCUGGACACCAAGGACACGGUGGAUAUCUACGGCGCUGUCUUUGACCUGAGACUUCACCGAUCACACAUGGUGCAGACGGAGGGUCAGUAUGCGUACCUCCAUCAGUGUGUUCGUGACGUCAUCAGAGCCAGGAAGCUCCGCAGUGAGCAGGAGAACCUCUGCCCCAUCUAUGAAAAUGUGAACUACAGCUCCCAAAGAGAGACGCUGUGCACCAGACGUUAAAGAUUGUACUGACUACUGAUCAAUAUGUUUGACUACUGAUCAAUAUGUUGAGCACUACUGGGAAACCCAAUUUCUAUUUUUAUAUCAGUGUUUUAUAUUUGAAACAUCAGAUGUUUCCAAACAGAGUAAAACUUUAUUUAUGUAACAUGCAGGAUUAAUAUCAACAGAACUGUACAUAUACUUUAUAUCUGUGUGUAUUUGUAUAUAUUUUAAAUAUAUAUAUGAUAUAUUUCUAUAUCUGCUGCUUUUUAAAUUAUGUAUCGUCUUUGUGUUUUAUGAGCUUUAAUAUUUGCACAUUGCAGUUAUCAUAGAGAACAUCACAAGCUUCUGUAAACUCUGUUUGACAUUGAAGGCCUGCUGUGGUUUUCUGAUUCAUGAUGAUGAUGAUGCAUCAUGCUGAAUCAGCAGCUAAUCUUUUUUAAUAUAUGAUGAUAAGUGAUUGAUGAUGAAUGAAUGAGUCAGUGAAGGGGCGGACAGACUGUUCAGGGUCUGCUGUGGCUUCUUCUCAUGAUCCAUCCAUGUCAUGAUGUCCUCUGUGACAGUAAAUAUUCAUGAGCACAUGUGCAGGUUUUAUUUAUUGACAGUUAAACACUCUGAAAGUGUUUUUGUUUAUUAGAUUUAAUUGACAACAAAUUGAUUCACAUGUUGUUUUUAACUGCACUCUAAAUCAGUGAGAAAAGCAGAAACGUGUCAUGUAAAAUACCCCAAACUGAAACAUUUACACUGAAACAUUUAACUACACACAAAAGCUUUACAUCUGUCACUUUUAAAAAGAAGCUAAAACGAAAAUGUUCUUUUAAAUAUUCAAGAAGUGCAUUAAUUUUGUAGUGUUGAUUCGGCAGGGUCAAGAGAAAUGUGUGUUUUAAUCAUAAAUGUAUGUAAGAUAUCAUUUUAAAUGUGCAUAAUGUAUUUUAUUUUUUACCACUUUAACUGUAUUUUAUUUUGUAAGAACAUGCUGUGUGUGAGAGCGGUUAAUUAAACACCAAAGAAGAAGUAGA